AGUGUGAACGUGUUUCUCUAGUUGUUUACAGUGCUCAGCACCAACACAUGUAGUAUUGAUAACUGUUUGGAUUAUAAUAAUUUUUUUGAUUCUGCAUCAGAAUUACGUAUGCAAGUAUGACAGACCGUGGUGGACAACUGUACAUUACAACCCCGACAGUGGAAAGUGAUGUCUUGUCCCGGCCAAGAGGCUUUAGGGUGUUCCUCAAACUGGAAAACCUACAACCCCCGGGCUCGUUCAAGAUCAGAGGUAUUUCACAUCUGUGUCAGAAGGCAGUGAAGGAGAAGGGAUGUACCCACCUCUACUGUGCGUCUGGCGGGAACGCCGGACUGGCUACAGCUUACGUGGCCCAGAGACUUAAUCUCAAGUGUACCGUUGUGCUACCCGAAUCCACGCCGCCUUUCGUCGCCGACAAACUUAAGGAAAUGGGAGCUACUGUUCUUAUCCAUGGUAAAGUGUGGGACGAAGCCAAUGAACAUGCGCAGAAACUGGCACAGAAUCCAGAUGCACAAUUUGUCCCUCCGUUUGACCACCCCGUAAUAUGGGAAGGUCAUGGAAGUAUGAUCAAAGAAGCGGCGGAACAGAUGCCAUCGCGUCCUGACGUCAUCGUCACCUGCGUUGGCGGUGGAGGUUUGCUGAAUGGCGUCGUCAUUGGCAUGAAAAGCGUGGGGUGGCAGGACGUGCCAAUUAUUGCCAUGGAAACGGUGGGCGCCGACUGCUUUAAUAAGUCGGUCGUAGCAGGUCAAAUAAUAACACUGCCUGGAAUAACAAGUGUGGCCGUGUGUUUAGGAGCUAAGGCCGUCAAUGAGCACACUUUCCGCCUCUACAGAGACAAAACAGCGAACAUUAUCUCUGUUGCAGUGCCCGACAAAGAGGCUGUUAAAGCCUGUCUCCGGUUUGCAGAUGACCAUCGUUUCAUCGUGGAACCCGCGUGUGGGGCAACACUUUCAUGUAUCUACAGUGACGUCAUACCACAGUUGCAAAGUGAAGGUCGCCUAGGCAAAGUUAACAGUGCAUUAGUAAUAGUGUGUGGUGGCGCUGGGGUCUCUCUUGACCUUCUGUACAAGUGGAAGAAGCAAUUUGACCUCUAGCAAGAAUCGCUUGAUUUUUAACUAGAAAAAGAAAAUCCAUCCAUUUUUUUCUUUUAAGUGAAAUAAAUAUACCAAUGUCCUCUGCGAGGCUGUUUUUGACCGUUAUGUAUAGAAGGAUCUGUCCAAUUUGAUGUAAGUUAAAGGAUUUAUGCAAAAUCUUUACGAGUAGAGGAAUCAACCGGCCUCGGUGGUGUUGUGGUUAAGCCAUCCGACAUAAGACUGGUAGGUACUGGGUUCGCAGCCAGGUACCGGAUCCCAAUCAGAGCGAGUUUUAACGAUUCAGUGGGUAGGUAUAA
Messenger RNA from Gigantopelta aegis, 1387 nucleotides. Its product is annotated as L-serine dehydratase/L-threonine deaminase-like. Bases 117 to 1091 code for a protein of 324 amino acids. Gene Ontology annotation, molecular function: threonine deaminase activity; L-serine ammonia-lyase activity. The record is from RefSeq and is a predicted model, not a curated record. The transcript is spliced from 8 exons. Gene Ontology annotation, biological process: L-serine catabolic process; L-threonine catabolic process. Lineage: Eukaryota; Metazoa; Mollusca; Gastropoda; Neomphalida; Peltospiridae.